UAACCACCAGCUUCUCCAACUAAGCAGGAAGGAAACAAGGAGCCAAGUGAGAGGAAAUAUUAAUCAGAUGCAAUAUAAACAGGGGGAGACGUAAGUCCCCACCCAGUUGAACCCAAAGGCUGAGCCGCGAACUAACCAAGGCAGCUGAUAACAUGAUGGAGAAGAAUGCAUACGCCAUGGCCACUUUGGGGCUAGACUCCAAGGGUGGCCUUCAACCAAAGCGGGAUUGUGGCUUCUACAUGAAAUAUUUCUUCCUCUUCCUCUCCCUCAUCCAGUUCCUUAUCAUUUUGGGAUUGGUACUUUUCAUGAUCUACAGCAACCCGCUGGAAGUCACCGAGAAGCACCUCAAGGGCUUGACAAACCAGCUGCAGGAGAGCGACAAGAAGAUCAAAGCCCUCAGCGAAGAGAUUGGCAAACUCAAGCGCCAGCUGAAUGCCACGGAGAAGGAGGCGCGUCUGGUCCAGACCCAAAUGCUCAGGUUGAACGCCACCUUGAGGUUUUGCAACAGUGAAAAGACAAAGCUGAAGGAACAACAGGCGAGCAAUACAGCAGCUCUCCUAGCAACAAAUGACAUUACAUUCCAAUUGCAUUAUUUGAAUUUUUCCUGCGUUGCACAAGUGACGCUGCUGGAGAAGCAGCUGGUGGCCUUGGAGCUGAACAGCCAGAGGGAGCGAGAAAAAUUAAACCAGGAAAGUAAGUCUUGGCAAGGCAAAGCCGAAAAUGAAGAGAAAGAGAAGAACGAAUGCCAGCUAGAAAAACUCGAGCUGCAGACGCGGGAACAGAAGCAACAGGAACUGAAGUCCACCGUGGUCCAAGAGUUCGAUCCUGUCCUUAAGAACAUUAAGGAUUCCGCGGAUCAGUUUUUUACUUCCUAUGAGUUCCGUGGCUGUUACCGCAAUGAGAUUGAACCCGCGUUCCGCUCCAUGUUCAGAAAUAUGCAGAGCCAGCUUGAUACGGUGGCGAUACAAUUUGACCAGAAGGCCAACGAGGUGACUCGAGAGAAUGCCUUGUUGCAAAGCCAGAAGGCUGCUUGUAAGCAACACCUGCAGGAUCGGGACCAACAGAUGAGCCGCCACAAGGAGCAGUUUGAGUGGGAGAAGCAGAUCAUCCAAGAAUCCCAAGAAAACCAGAUUCGGAAAAUAAGGGCCGAGUGCAGCAAGAUGAUUGACGAGAACGAAAGCUUGAAGCUGCAGGUCCAGCAAACCAAACAGGCCUGCAUCGGCCUGAGGACAUCAGCUCCGGGCAACACGGCUUUGAGGAACCCGUUAAGUCUGGGCCCACCUAAUCCCUUUGGCUCCUUUCCGAGAAGUGUGGGGAACACAGGAAGUCUCGUGAAUCCUGCAGCAAGCUCUAAUGUCUUCAGCAAUCCAUGGGGGAGGCCAAGUUCACCCGCUCAGCCGAGUUCUGGAUCUCAGCGAAAUCUAAGCACCGCUGAACAAAACAAAAUCAAGGAGAUCUUGAAGGCUGCUGCACAGAGCGGAAAGUUGUCAAACUUAGUACCAGUAAAUCCAGUGGGACAGUCCAAGAGCUAAAGGAAACAUUGACAAAGACAACUAAGAAUUCAAAACAGCUCCUAAGCAUAAGACUGAAAUGUUGCGUGGGGACAGGAAAACAUUCACCUCUGUGGAAAAAGACUUCAAGCAGUAAUUGAAGAGGGAAGGCCUGGAAGAGCUUUGGGGCCAGUGAAGUGGAUCUCAAGUUGGGAUCCUACCCUCUUCUAUAACAUAACUGACAUUUAAUUCUAGCUCUGUCUUGUACAUUGAUGUCUUUUACAUUGGCUUCCUUCAGUAUCUUUGGAUUCAUUCGAAUAUCUUACUCCUUCGUCGGGUUGAGGGUCCAUUGCAGUGGUGGGUUGCCAAUUUUUUUACUACUGGUUCAGGUGCGCCCAUGCUUGUGAUGCUUCUGCACAUGU
Molecule: messenger RNA, 1912 nt
Organism: Thamnophis elegans (Western terrestrial garter snake)
Lineage: Eukaryota; Metazoa; Chordata; Lepidosauria; Squamata; Natricidae
Gene: PLVAP
Product: plasmalemma vesicle associated protein
Exons: 6
Coding region: 153-1532 (459 amino acids)
Biological process (GO): regulation of vascular permeability; positive regulation of cellular extravasation
Cellular component (GO): caveola
Source: RefSeq, a predicted model, not a curated record